AUGCCUCCCGAUUGUCAUGGGCACUGCUUGGCUUCAGUGUACACCUUCGCUGAGCUAUGGGACUUGCAACACGAUCUCUGGAAGAACUUCCUCUAUCCAACCAAUUUGAAACAGAUAAAUGCCACGGAUGAAUCUGUUUUCACGACCGACGUCGAAGGCCGCGUAGAUGUGACCCGCACAUUCGAUGGCCGUGAACUCAACGCUGAAUACAUCUUCGGACUCUUCUCAGAGCCCGAUCAUGUCAGUCUUGUCGGAGUCCCGAUUGAAUACAACAUCACGCAGUUUCUCGCAAACGACAACAUUGCCUCGGCCACAACGGUGUUCAAAUUCAACGCGACGACUUUCGACCUGGUUGUCCCCGUCACAAUCGACACAUGGGUCCAGUGGAACGACGAGGGCAAGAUCGUGCGCUACGAUGCUACCUUCCGCUGGUUCGACCAUCUCAUCGAAACUCUCUUCACUGCCAUGGGGAAUAAGCUCAACACAACGUCCGUUGAGCAGAUUACAGACCACAUCAGCCAGGUCCUGGCACAGACAAUUUGCAAGACACACGAGGAUAACUGCCACGGUGAGAACCAGCAGUACGAUAAUAUGGACCAGUGCCUCGACUUUCUAAUCAACAAGACGCGUUUCGGAAAGCCGUUUGAAUUGGGUCGGGACACGUUGCUUUGCCGUGAGGUGCAUGAGCUGAUGGUCAAGUAUCGACCGGAGAUCCAUUGUUCGCAUAUUGGUCCUAGUGGAGGGGAUUAUUGUGUUGAUGAUAGGUCGUACAUGAAGGUCGUGACGGAGCAGUACUUUAGCGAGUCGUGGAUUCCGUUUGGGUAUGGGAAGGAGCAGAAUAUCUGGCUUCCUUGACGG
Messenger RNA from Aspergillus ruber CBS 135680, 858 nucleotides. RefSeq lists its product as uncharacterized. The coding region runs from base 1 to 855 and encodes 284 amino acids. The record is from RefSeq and is a predicted model, not a curated record. The transcript has 3 exons. Lineage: Eukaryota; Fungi; Ascomycota; Eurotiomycetes; Eurotiales; Aspergillaceae.